Molecule: messenger RNA, 1206 nt
Organism: Alternaria viburni
Lineage: Eukaryota; Fungi; Ascomycota; Dothideomycetes; Pleosporales; Pleosporaceae
Exons: 3
Coding region: 1-1206 (401 amino acids)
Source: RefSeq, a predicted model, not a curated record
AUGCCUUUCACCCGGCCUUUCGUCAAUGGAGUGUCGAGUGAACAGGAAGUGUCGACUUCACACUUCCAGUACCGCUUCACAGCCUGGAUUGCACUGUACAAGAACUUCUUCGAGAGCCUAAUUGACCGCGGCUACGGCGAGUCUGUGCCUACCUUGUCGUCACUCCAAAGUUGGCAAGGGGCGCAGUCCUCUGCGUAUCGCCACGCUGCCUACAAAUCGCGGCACCAAUUCUACCUUUACCUACACAUACAACUUCUCAACUCGUCACGUACAACCGCUAGACUUACGGAAGCCUCGAACACAAUGGCACCCUCAUUCACAGAGAAGUUAUCUUCCGCGCAGUUCACGUUCCUCCUAGGAGACACCCGCGAGUCCGUCACCGUCCAUGCCGGCAUCAUGUCACAGGUAUCUGAGCCCCUAGACCGCCUUAUCAACGGCCCAAUGAAGGAAGCGCAGGAGAAGUGCGCCGCUCUGCCCCAUGUCGAUCGCGAGGUCUUUCUGGGUGUCGUCGAAUACGCAUACCGCAAUGACUACAACGUCCUUCCCUGCGAAAUUGACCCCCAUAUCGAAGUCGACAUGGAGGCUAGAUCGCGCGAGAUCUUGGACAAUUGGGUUCCUACAAUAAGCGAAGAAGAUUAUGCCAAAGCAACCACUCCUGAACACAUGUGGCAUAUGCCACAUUUUUACCCAACGCCCUAUGAGCGCUUUGUCGUCAAGGAUGAAUGUCCAUGUUAUUAUGGAGAAGACUGGGACAAAGUCGCCCCGCACAUGAAAGAGCAACAUGUUGGUCGUGUAAAUUACAGACACAAGGACGUCUUCCUCUUCCACGCCAAGAUGUAUUGCCUCGCUGACUACUACCUCAUCCCCGCACUGAAGGAACUCGCCAAAUCCAAACUCCACGUCGCACUACAACUAUGCAUGGAAGAAAAGUUCGUAACAACCCCGCAGCGGGUCGAAGAUAUCGUCGCCCUGGCUUCCUUUGUCUACAACAGCGACAACACCCAGGACCACGAUACCUCUUUGAAGCGUGAUCCCCUACGAGAGGAGGUAUUGGGUUACAUCAUGGCUCAGAUCCAACACCUGGAGCUGCAACUUGCGUUCCAGAAGGCGCUGGGUGGCGAGGGCCAACUAGCGAUCGAUGUGAUUUCUUGUUUGAGGAAGAGGCUAAGCGACCUCUUUCACAUCCCUUCUAUAUUUAAUAGGUAG